This is a messenger RNA of Procambarus clarkii (red swamp crayfish), 951 nucleotides long. RefSeq names its product membrane-spanning 4-domains subfamily A member 18-like. NCBI's taxonomy places the organism in Eukaryota, Metazoa, Arthropoda, Malacostraca, Decapoda, Cambaridae. The record is from RefSeq and is a predicted model, not a curated record.
AUGCAGGAUGUGUUUAACCGGCUUUGUAAAGCUGUAUCCGGCCUUGUAAAUGCUGUAUCCGGCCUUGUAAAUGCUGUAUCCGGCCUUGUAAAUGCUGUAUCCGGCCUUGUAAAUGCUGUAUCCAGCCUUGUAAAUGCUGUAUCCGGCCUUGUAAAUGCUGUAUCCGGCCUUGUAAAUGCUGUAUCCGGCCUUGUAAAUGCUCUAUCCGGCCUUGUAAAUGCUCUAUCCGGCCUUGUAAAUGCUGUAUCCGGCCUUGUAAAUGCUGUAUCCGGCCUUGUAAAUGCUGUAUCCGGCCUUAUAAAUGCUGUAUCCGGCCUUGUAAAUGCUGUAUCCGGCCUUGUAAAUGCUGUAUCCGGCCUUUGGCAUCUUAGUCCCACAAGGAUUAAGAAGAGUCCCACGAGGACUAAGAAGAGUCCCACGAGGACUAAGAAGAGUCCCACGAGGACUAAGAAGAGUCCCACGAGGACUAAGAAGAGUCCCACAAGGAUUAAGAAGAGUCCCACGAGGACUAAGAAGAGUCCCACAAGGACUAAGAAGAGUCCUACAAGGACUAAGAAGAGUCCUACAAGGACUAAGAAGAGUCCCACAAGGACUAAGAAGAGUCCUACAAGGACUAAGAAGAGUCCCACAAGGACUAAGAAGAGUCCUACAAGGACUAAGAAGAGUCCUACAAGGACUAAGAAGAGUCCUACAAGGACUAAGAAGAGUCCUACAAGGACUAAGAAGAGUCCUACAAGGACUAAGAAGAGUCCUACAAGGACUAAGAAGAGUCCUACAAGGACUAAGAAGAGUCCUACAAGGACUAAGAAGAGUCCUACAAGGACUAAGAAGAGUCCUACAAGGACUAAGAAGAGUCCCACAAGGAUCAGAAGAGUCCCACAAGGACUAAGAAGAGUCCUACAAGGACUAAGAAGAGUCCCACAAGGAUCAGAAGAGUCCCACAAGGACUAA